Molecule: messenger RNA, 2496 nt
Organism: Gymnodraco acuticeps
Lineage: Eukaryota; Metazoa; Chordata; Actinopteri; Perciformes; Bathydraconidae
Exons: 3
Coding region: 1-1329 (442 amino acids)
Biological process (GO): negative regulation of DNA-templated transcription; negative regulation of circadian rhythm
Cellular component (GO): nucleus
Source: RefSeq, a predicted model, not a curated record
AUGCCGAAGGAAGCGCCUUGCUUGAGCGAGCACAAUCCUUCUGCCUCAUCCAGCAAGAAUGCUAAAAAUAAGAGCAACAGUUUGACUCUGAUGGCAAUGCGUGAAACUAAAGACGUAGACGACUCCAGUGGAACGGGCUCCCGCUGCAGCUCUGAGAAAGACUCUGGCUACUCUGAUGGCUCAGACUGGCAGCAGACAGAUGUGGAGGACCAGCGUAGCGAGCAGGCCAACACUUCACAAACAGGUCAAACCAAAGACCUCCAGCAAGGGAAUCCUGGGAAUCCUAUGCUGAAAACAGCAGGCCGCGAGCUCCAACCCAUCUACAUCAUCAAUAACAUGGUGCUGAAAAAGCCGGACAUGAUAGAAAAAAAAGUCCAGCUGUCCCGGAGAAAUGGAAGCCGGGGAACAGGAAGUUCUGGUUCCGCCCAUAUGAUCCAUUCCCAGCAUCCUAGAUUAUUGCCGGCCUCCCGCGAGCUCCACAAGCCUUUGUCCCGGAAGUCCCACAUCAUAGGGAAGAAAAUAAAUGACACUUACCUCCCCAUUCUCAACUCCUACCCUCGCAUUGCCCCACACCCCAGCAAGACACCGCCUGAUAAAUCUGUAUCUAAUGAUGAAUCACAGAAUCUGAGUAAGAGGGUGUGCACAAAUCACAUGAAUGAGGAAAAAACGUUGAUCAGGAGUCUUCCUGAGCAGCAUUUUCAUGAGCAACCCAAAGAGGCAGUCCUAACCCAUGGGCUGCCAUGUCCCUCUUCAACCAGUGCAUCCUCUUCCAGUCCAACUACUGUCUCCUCAAGCCAAGGCACCCCAUCUGGGUCCACUUUGCACCAUACGUCGUCCAACCUCACAUCCAGAGGACCUCACCAAAACGGCACCAUCAGUACCCGCCACCUCAGGUUCCUCAACACGGUACAAAUCCUCCGACAGUCAGGUCUGCUGGACAUUACGCUGCGCACCAAGGAGCUGCUUCGCCAGAGCAAUGCCACGGAGCAGGACAUUGCCCAGCUCCGCCAGCACACAGAGUUACUGUGCCGGGCGGCCAGCGACCCCCCACACAGCCUGAGCAGCACAUGGGAACAUCUGCAUCGAGACAUGGCCAAGUCCGGGAGCUACCCUAACCUUAAAACCCUUCAAAAUGUACAAAUCCCGUAUCAUAUAGAUUCCAGUCAACCAGUGAGUUUCUCCACAGGUGGCUCCUACGCUGCUGAGGGCUCAUCUCGCCUUCACUCUGUGCCAGACCCAAACUCAGAAAAAGGCAGGGAGAUCGAGGGUGAUAGAAAUGGUCUAUCAGAAAAUGUCACCUUUACACCUCCUGAUAGUUCUACCGGUUAGAAAUCUGCCAUGCCUUUAAAAGAAGAGGGAGUACUCAGGGCUAUUUUUGGAUAUUAUGUGUAAUUUGAAUGGUUAAUCCCCGGUUAUUUAAACAUAGUUUUAAAGGGAUUGCACAAGAUAUCUCUGCACUCUGCAGGUCAAUGGGAAUCCAACAAUGAUUUAAGGUUCGUACUACAUGUCGAAGAACAGGUUUUGUUACCGAACGUGCUUCAACAGAAAUAAGUGUUUGACAUCUUAUCCCUUUUUAUUUCACUCAAGUGCAACCCGAGGUACCACUUUAUAUAAUCACUGACUUUAUACACCCACACUGAUGUUUGGAUGAUCUCUGCUUGUGAGACACUUAAAGAAAAAUAAAAUGUAUUUCCCCUGGAGGCUGAGGAAUUUGGCUUAGACACAGGCAAUACAAUAUAAAUCAGUUAACAGUGUGUUAUUUAGAAAAGGAUAACAAUUUCGAAGGAAAAAAAGAUUACAAAAAAUACAGAUUUCAGUAUUCUGAGGCUCUGAGCCCCAUUUCUUUUCCACACGGACGGCAAAAAAAGUCCGACAUUAUACGAUUUAAAAUAAAAUCAAUAAUCGUGGCUUGAUAUUGAGUAAUAACAUGUUUUUAUGGACCACACAACUUCCGGUCUUCUCAGACCUGACCGUAUCCAUUUGCGUCUCAUAUGCACGCAAAACUCGGACUCAGAACUCAAUGGGAAUAGUUGGCGUAUGAUAGGCACGCAAAAUCUGACUUUAGCGUAUCUAUUGCACGCAUUUUCCAAUGUGUAAAGUUGUGUCAUUUGUACGCAGACUGAAGAGAGUGGGUUGAUAUGACAGACAUCACUGCAAUCAAUUUACAUAUUUCUCAAGUGGUUUUUACAGUGUGUUUUUCAUAAUUUUAAGGUAUUUAAAUAAAGAAAUAUGAAGAAUAUACUUUGUCAGUCAAUGAAUCAUCUCUAAUUCAGCCGACUAUGGUAAUAUGGGUCUCCAUUAGUUCAUGUAACUUUUUCCAUGGAAAUUAAAUAGUCUCCCGGGUUAUGACGCGUAUGUUAGAGACACGCAUGUGCUUCACUGUCUCCUGAACACCUUGAAAAUAGUUUCCAGUGAGCUCCAUGGUUACAGAGAAAAUGUUCUGUUCACUGUGAUUAAUCAUUUUUAAAUAAAGGAUGCUUUUGUUAUGACACAAAA